AUGGGCUACAGAUGGAGAAAGACCAAAUCAAACAAACAUAUUCUUAUGGAAACCCAGGAUGUUGCUUACAAACGAUUUGUAUAUUUGAGAAAAAUUCAAGAAUACCGGAAGGAGAAACGCCCCAUAGUUUUUACGGACGAAUCUUACAUCGAUUCAGCUCAUGUUUCCGGAAAAGGUUGGUCCGAUGACUCAAAUGCAGGAGUGGCGGCCCCAUUGUCCAAAGGCGAGCGACUUAUUUUUCUACACGCAGGAGGAGAAAUGGGCUUCGUGAAAAACUGUUUGACAAUGUGGAGAGCCAACAUAAAAACAGGAGAUUAUCACGACAAUGUGAACGGCAAGAUGCAUUUUAAAUGGCUGACGGAAAAAUUAAUUCCAAAUUUACCUCCUCGGACUGUUGUGGUUAUUGACAAUGCAUCUUAUCACAAUGUCCAAGUAGAUAAGUGCCCAACUUCGAAGAACACUAAAUCAGAAAUGCAAGAUUGGCUGAUACAGAAGAAUAUUGCAUUCUCAUCGUCAUCACUCAAGGUGGAGCUCUACGAGUUGAUUAGGCAACACAAACCGGCGCACAUUCGCUAUCAAAUUGACGAGAUUAUGAGAAAACAUGGACAUGACAUCCUUAGGCUCCCUCCAUAUCAUCCCGAACUCAAUGCCAUAGAGCUAAUCUGGGCUGAUGUAAAAAAACUGGGUUGCAGCUCACAAUGUGACUUUUAA
Homalodisca vitripennis (glassy-winged sharpshooter) is the source of this 711-nucleotide messenger RNA. RefSeq lists its product as uncharacterized. Gene Ontology annotation, molecular function: nucleic acid binding. Bases 1 to 711 code for a protein of 236 amino acids. The transcript has a single exon. The record is from RefSeq and is a predicted model, not a curated record. NCBI's taxonomy places the organism in Eukaryota, Metazoa, Arthropoda, Insecta, Hemiptera, Cicadellidae.